Molecule: messenger RNA, 2908 nt
Organism: Coregonus clupeaformis (lake whitefish)
Lineage: Eukaryota; Metazoa; Chordata; Actinopteri; Salmoniformes; Salmonidae
Product: BTB/POZ domain-containing protein KCTD5-like
Exons: 6
Coding region: 288-1094 (268 amino acids)
Biological process (GO): proteasome-mediated ubiquitin-dependent protein catabolic process; protein homooligomerization
Cellular component (GO): cytoplasm; Cul3-RING ubiquitin ligase complex
Molecular function (GO): cullin family protein binding
Source: RefSeq, a predicted model, not a curated record
ACCCGGAAGGAUUGCCCUCUUCUGAUUAACGUUUGAAUAAACAAGAAUGACCAAUUUGUUUUAGGAAAAGAUUGCAAGCGAUGUGUCAAAAAAAUAUAGUAUAUUUAAACUAAGAAAUAUCGAUGUCUUGUUUAGAGCGUUUAGGUGUGGAAAUGAUCGAAUGUGUGUAGCAACGCCCUAAUGUCAGCCACCUUGUUGGGAAAAAGAGCCCCUUUGUGUUUACAAAUCGGUAAGCAUUAUUGUUACCCUGCAGUGUAAUAAUAGUGGUGGUUUUUGACGAAGAAAAUAUGGCUGAAUUGCACGUUGUGGAGCAGAGUGGUACUAGCACUAUAGAACAAACCGAGCACCGUGAUGUCCGAGGCUCUGUUCGGCUGGCUGCUUCGCCGACUAUCAUGGUUUCACCGCGGAGUAGCUUGCCCACCAGUCCUGGGGUAUCGAGUACUAGCAGAGCAGUGUUUGGGUUUCCAAUGAAGAGCAACCUCAGUUCCCCGUCAGAGCCAGCCGAGAAGCCAGAAUCCCGCUGGGUUUGCCUAAAUGUUGGUGGAACCUACUUUGUCACAACCAAACAGACAUUGUGCAGGGACCCCAAAUCGUUCCUGUACCGAUUGUGUCAAGAAGAUCCGGAUUUGGACUCUGAUAAGGAUGAGACAGGCGCUUACCUGAUCGACAGGGACCCCACAUACUUUGGCCCCAUUCUGAAUUACCUGCGGCAUGGGAAACUGAUCAUGGACAAGAACCUGGCAGAGGAAGGUGUCCUUGAAGAGGCGGAGUUCUACAAUAUUGUGUCACUAGUAAGGCUGGUCAAGGAGAGGAUACGGGACAACGAGAACAGGACAUCUCAGGGCCCAGUGAAGCAUGUGUACCGGGUGCUGCAGUGCCAGGAGGAGGAGCUCACCCAGAUGGUGUCCACCAUGUCAGACGGCUGGAAGUUUGAGCAGCUCAUAAGCAUUGGCUCAUCCUAUAACUAUGGCAACGAGGACCAGGCUGAAUUCCUGUGUGUGGUUUCCCGGGAGCUCAACAACUCCACUAACGGCAUUGUUAUCGAGCCCACUGAGAAGGCCAAGAUCCUCCAGGAGAGAGGUUCACGGAUGUGAAGAGACUCCCAGGCCUGAGCUCACCCUUCUCAGCUCAUGUGAACAUUUCCUGAUGUCUCCUGCACCACCUCAGCCAUGGUCCAUAUCUUCACCCCUUCCACCACCAACCCCACAUCCCCCUUCACCUCCCCCUCCUCUGGGUGUGCCUUUCCACAGUGGGGGGUGUCCAUCCUCCUCACCUACAGUGCUGCAACAUAACCCCAUCGUCAUUUCUUAUUCUCAGUUAGAUUCGUGAACAUUUGAGGGAUUCUGAAGAGAUGACAAUAGAGUAUUAGGAAAUGUAAUAUCUGUUGUCAUAAGUUGGAUUUUGAAGAUUCAGGUUUUGCCCCUGAUCUUAGCCCUCAUCUUGCCCAUAGUACCUUUACACAGAGCUAAAUCAUUGUCACCGUCCUCAUUCAGGUGAUCACACAGUUAAUGGGGAGCCGUUUCCUUUUCUGGCUAUGUCGACUCGGCAGAAAUCUGUGAUCAUCUCCUCAGGACUUUCAAAGGACAAAAAAAGAAUGCAGAAAAAUCUACUGACUGUGACCUGCCCCUCCUACAACCCUGAAAAUUCACCUAUGGGGUGAGAGGAUGCUGUUAGCAACAUAGCCCACCCUCUGACCUCCACUCCUAGUCCUUACAUCUCCACAGCUGGAGCGCUAAGGCAGUUCAUAGUCGCUUGGGAGGCUGAAAGCUGAGAGGUGGGGCUAAGGACAGAGAAGUCACAGGAAUAUUCUACAGCCCUCAAAUUCAAAUCUGGACCUCAAAGCCAGUUCCACUGCUUUUAAAAUAAAUUAUUCCCCUCUAAUCAGGGACUGAUUUUAAACCUGGGACACCAGGUGGGUGCAAUUAAUUAUCAGGUAGAACAGAAAGCCAGCAGUAGUCCGGACCUCGUUGGGUAAAAUUUGAAUACCCCUGUUCUAUAGCAUCUCUCUUUUGGUCUUCUUGUGCAGUCAGUCCUGCUCUCACAGCAACUCUUGCCUAAUAAGACCAGACGAUAGUGGGAAGAGACAGACCCUUGUCUAACAGAGGCUCCACCCCACCAUAGUUCAUCAGUGACUUCCACUGCUGAGCAUCCAUCACACACGUUUUCUUUUUGGCUUGGGCCAAAGUCCUUUGUCACCAGGAGGGCACAUCUUUUCUUACAGCCGUACUAAGGAUGUUUCAGUGCAAAAGAAAACACACAACUUAAAAGACUAAACCACACACACGUACACAAUUGUCAGGCAUGUGAGGAAUAUAAAUCUAUAUAUAAUGAAAUUAUAUGGAGAACAAAAUGAAUGCAAAUGAUGUAGUUAUUAAUUUAUGUUUCAUAGUUGUCAUAUAUUUGUGUAGUAUGGUGAGUUCUAUUCCAUUGGGGGAGGAAAUAUCACUCCUCUAAUCCAGUUUUACUGAGGUGUUUCCUCCAAUGACAAAGGUGUAAGUUCGUGUAUGUAGGGCCUCUGCUAUUCAUCAAUGAUUGAAAUUAUGAUCAGCGACCCAGUUUUUCAAUGACACAACUUCUAAGUAUAUUUUUUGUUACUUAUAACCCUUUCAAAUGAUCCCUCUCGCAGAUAUACUAUUAUGUUCUCUUGCAUAUCUUAGAAUUGUAAUCAGAGAUAAAAGAGACGGGUUAUUGAAAAAGCUUUUAUUUGACAUCAAAAGAUGGUAUGUGUCCACUGCAGUGGUCCUGUGACACUGUUGGACCUGUAUCCAUCUGUAUGUUGCCUAGAGCCCCUUUUCCCUCUGGCGUCCUUUCAUUUUCAUACCAAUUGUCACUCACUCUGCAUUUGCCUGCUACAUACCUUGGUGUAUGUUCAGGUAACAGCUUUGCUGAAAUGAAUAUUUUAAAUACA